UAAGCAUAAAAUUAGUAUUAUAUAUGCAAUUAAACCAUAAAGUAAUCAAAAUUAUUUAGUCAAAUCUUUAUAAUUAAACCUUUUUAUGACAUUUGAAAAUGACCAAAUUGCCUUUUAGCGGCUUUCCCCACACACACUCCCAUACCUUGUAACUGCAUAUUCUGCCAUUGGCUCUCUCAAAUAUAUUCCCCAUUUCUCUAAAAUAAUUUUUACUCAAAUUAAUAAAUUUAUUUUCUUCCCUUUUUUUUUCGUCACAUAUAAUUGCAACAUUUAGAUCUCCGCCUUUCUACCAAAUUCUUAUUGCUUAUUCUACAAGAGGGUACUGACAGAAACAAGGAGGAGCACAAAUAAGUUUCUCUAAUCUUAAUUAAUUUAUUUAAUUUUAUCAAAUUUAUGCCCUUUAUUUUGCUUUUUCUAUAAUUUUAUUUGGUGGGUGUUUGAGAUUCUGUCUGUUUUGUUGUGAUUAUUAGUGAUUUGGGUUUCUUAUAUAUGGAAUUUCUGUGAAUUUUAUAAUUAUCUAUUUGGGUUUUUAGCUAGAAUAAGGGUUUUAGGGGUUAAAGUUAGGAUCUUGAAUUUUUGGGUGUGUUUUAUGUUUGCAACAUUGGUUUUGAUAAAUGGGUUUUAGCCUUUGAAAAGAUAGGUUGAAAGUGUUGAACAAAGGUUAAUGUUUGGUGAAAUUGAUGGAUAAUAAUUUGUCAUUAGCAAAUAUGAUGCCUGGUGGUGGUGGUUCUGUUUAUGGGGGUUCUGAAUUGCAAGGAUCAAUGAGGGUUAACCACCAUCAGAACCCUAGAACCUUGCAGCCUGGUCAAGGCUUGAUGAACCACCCGUCGUUGUUGCACGAAAUUUUGCCUUUGAAAAUGGGACAAUGUCAUAGUUGUGAUCAACCAAAUUCUAUUGCUGAUUAUAAUAAAGGGGAAAGGGUGAAAAAUUCACAAACGGACGAAGAGGAUCAUAGUUCUAAUGGGGAGGGAAUGGAUGGACAAAGUGAUCUUAGUAAGGGAAAGAAUGUGCCUCAAUGGCAUCGCGUAAAAUGGAACAAUUCGAUGGUUAAGCUUUUGAUUACUGCUAUUUCUUACCUAAGUGAAGAUGCAUUCUUUGAGGGUUCUCAAGGAAGAAGGAAAUAUUUGACUUUGCAUAAGAAGGGUAAGUGGAAAUCGAUUUCAAAAGUGAUGGCUGAGAGGGGUUUUUUUGUAUCACCCCAGCAGUGUGAGGAUAAAUUCAAUGACCUGAAUAAGAGAUAUAAAAAACUCAAUGAAAUUCUUGGUAAGGGCACUUCUUGUCAGGUUGUUGAGAAACCAGCUAUUUUAGACAUGAUGGAUCACAUUUCUGAGAAAUCAAAAGAGGAGGUUAGGAAAAUUCUGAGCUCGAAGCACUUGUUUUAUGAAGAGUUGUGUUCAUAUCAUAACAAUAAUCGACUGCAUCUACCCCCUGAUCCAGCACUUCAGCAGUCUUUGCAGUUGGCAUUGAGAAGUAGAGAUGAUAAUGACGUUGAUUUAAAAAGGCAUCCACAUGAUGAUGCUGUCGAGGAUGAUGAUGGUGCAGAUAGUGAUGAUCAUGAAGAUUAUGGAGAAAAUUAUAACAAGGCGGCAUAUGCUCUCUCUGGAGACCCUUCAAAACGAAUGAAACAAGGCCUAAGUCUAGAGAAUUUCAAUUUUAGGCCUCAAUCUACUCAGGACUUCAGCAAGGGUUUCCAAUUGCAACCACAAAAUCCGUGUGUUGAUAUGCAUGCACCUUUACCUGAAAGUCAGAAAGCAGCUUUAUUGCAGAAUCAAUGGUUGAAAUCACAAGCACUUCAAUUGGAAGAGCAGAAGAUACAUAUUGAGUCAGAAGCACUGCAGUUGGAGAAACAGCGGCUCAAGUGGCAGCGGUUCUGUAAGAGAAAAGAUCGAGAGCUGGAAAAACUCAAGAUGGAGAAUGAUAGGAUGAAGCUUGAAAAUGAUCGUAUAGCAUUAGAAUUGAAGCGCAUGGAAAUGAGCACCAGUUCUAAGAACUAAUUUUUUUGUUGAGAAAUUUUCUAUUGACUAGAAAUAUGGUGUAGCACAUCUCUUUUGGUCAGGCAUCUUGGACUGCAGACAUUCUGUUAUUGCUAAGAGCUUAACCUGACUAGAGGAUAAUUGCAGUGCCUUUAUCAAGUAUCUGUGUACUUAAUGGUACUAGCUUGCUACAUAAUGUUUUCCAUUUGCCAUUGCAUCUUUCUUUUAAUUUUUGGGUGAGAGGUGUUCUAACAUGUGUAUAUUGUGCUAACAUGAAUAUAUCCUUUCUCUCACACUGAUGUCUUGGUUUAUCA
Molecule: messenger RNA, 2287 nt
Organism: Chenopodium quinoa (quinoa)
Lineage: Eukaryota; Viridiplantae; Streptophyta; Magnoliopsida; Caryophyllales; Amaranthaceae
Exons: 1
Coding region: 681-1994 (437 amino acids)
Source: RefSeq, a predicted model, not a curated record